Solanum verrucosum is the source of this 1151-nucleotide messenger RNA. RefSeq lists its product as uncharacterized. Bases 129 to 1151 code for a protein of 340 amino acids. The transcript is spliced from 3 exons. NCBI's taxonomy places the organism in Eukaryota, Viridiplantae, Streptophyta, Magnoliopsida, Solanales, Solanaceae. The record is from RefSeq and is a predicted model, not a curated record.
CCAAUGGGAAGCACAAAUUUAGUUGGAGUUUAGAAAAACCACGCAACUAGUCAUUUUUACUUAAUUCCUCUUCUCAUCUCUUAACAUCGAGAUUGAUAAAAUAACCUAACCGAAGUCAGUCUUGCAAUAUGGAUUUCAAGAAUCCCAUCAACGAAUACUAUCACUAUAUUCUGUACAUACUUCUUACCAUAGUGUUAUUAUAUAUUCUCUUGUUAACUUCUUCCUCUAAGAGCAACAAUUUUGCUUUAUAUCCAAGUCAACCUACAAAAACGUUUAACAUGAAAAUGUAUGGAGAUGAACUUGAAGAAGCAUUAGUGGGAGCUUCAACGGAAGACAAGAUGGUAAUUAUCGCGAUUGUAAAUAAGGCAUAUGUGGAGGGAGAUAAGCCGAUGUUGGAUAUUUUCUUGGAUGGUUUUUGGCUCGGAGAAGGUACCGAUGAUUUAAUAAAAAACCUUUUGAUCGUUGCGAUGGAUCAAAUAUCAUAUCGAAGAUGCAAAUUCCUCCAUCUUAAUUGUUACAAGCUCGAAACGGACGGUGUGGAUUUCGUUGGGGAGAAAUUAUACAUGUCGAAAGACUUUAUAAAGAUGAUGUGGAGAAGAACCAGGUUCUUAGGAGAUGUUCUAAAGCGUGGUUAUAGCUUCGUCUUCACGGACACUGAUGUGUUAUGGCUAAGAAAUCCAUUCACAAAUUUGAGUCAGAACAAAUCCAUCGAUUUGCAAAUCAGUUCAGAUAAUUUCAAUGGCAAUGAAUGGUCCAAGUCGAAUCCUAUUAACACGGGCUUCUACAUGAUCAGAUCAAACAAUAAAACUAUCGCGUUGUUUGAUAAUUGGUACGCGAAAAAAGACAAUUCCAGUGGAUUAAAAGAUCAGGACGUUCUGCAGAAGCUAAUACGUGGAAGACAAUUUCGAAAUUUAGGCCUUAAAUUGAGGUUCUUGGACACUGUUUAUUUUAGUGGAUUUUGUCAAAAUAGUAAGGAUGUUAAGGCUGUUGUGACUGUUCAUGCUAACUGUUGUAGAAGAAUUAGUGCCAAAAUGGCUGAUUUGACUGCAGUUAUUCAUGAUUGGAAGAGGUUUAGGAGCGCCACCCUAAAUGAGACGUUGAGGUUCCAGUGGACGUCUCAUGAUCAUUGUCGGGAUUCCUGGCGAAAUUAA